This is a messenger RNA of Venturia canescens, 5463 nucleotides long. Its product is annotated as retinoblastoma-like protein 1. The transcript is spliced from 8 exons. Gene Ontology annotation, molecular function: RNA polymerase II transcription regulatory region sequence-specific DNA binding. NCBI's taxonomy places the organism in Eukaryota, Metazoa, Arthropoda, Insecta, Hymenoptera, Ichneumonidae. Bases 271 to 3321 code for a protein of 1016 amino acids. The record is from RefSeq and is a predicted model, not a curated record. Gene Ontology annotation, cellular component: nucleus; chromatin; transcription regulator complex. Gene Ontology annotation, biological process: negative regulation of G1/S transition of mitotic cell cycle; regulation of transcription by RNA polymerase II; cell differentiation.
CCCGCCGCUCCCGCCAAACUUCCAAAGAUGGCUGCUCUCCGUGUUUUUCCCGCCAAAGCAACGACCGUGUCCCUCACUCGUGUACGGCGCACCCCAGCCUCGGUAAUCGCCUUCUUCUCGUUGUGAUAACGAAACUAUUUUCUCAUAAACGAAGAAUCAACGUUGACGUUGACAAAUUUCAGUGACUCGAACGUGUGUGUUGUCGAGCGUGAUACAGCAAGUUAAAAAACAAGCGCUAAAGAGGUCGUGAAAAAUUAAAAAAAAAGAAACAUGGGACAAUCGGACGACGUCGAGGAUUCCACGUACAGCAGACAUCAAGAAUUAUGCCAGAAGCUCAAUAUGGACGCUACUGCAGCGUCAGAUGCCUGGAAAUCUUAUUCCACAAUUCGACAAAAUUAUACACUUGAGGGUGAUCAGCUGCACUGGAUAGGAUGUGCUCUUUACGUAGCUUGUCGGAACACAUCAAUGCCGACUGUUGGCCGCACAGGCUCAAAUGUUGAGGGAAAUUGUGUUUCUUUAACACGUCUGCUAAGGCUUUGUAAUCUUUCAUUGAUACAAUUUUUUUCAAAGUGCAAAUCGUGGGCAGACAUGGCCAAUAUGCCACAAGAUUUUCGCACCAAAAUUGACAAGAUUGAACGUAAUUUUUCGGUCUCAAUGGUGAUAUUUCAAAAAUAUCAGCCAAUGUUCAUUGAUAUAUUUAAAAAUCCGAAUGACGAUAAUUCACGGACUGUGCGUUCAAGACGGCAUAGGCCAAUGCCUUGUACACCAUCAAGGGUUUUUGAGUUCUGCUGGACGUUGUUCAUAUGCGUAAAAGGCGCUUAUCCUGGUAUUUCUGAUGACUUGGUAAACUCAUAUCAUCUGCUCAUCGGAUGCUGUGAUCUCGUUUACAGCAAUGCACUGAUGGCUAAUCGAAAGGAUCUUCUUAAUCCAAAGUUUUCUGGUUUACCUCCAAAUUUUAAUGAUGAGGCUUUUGUUCCACCCAAAACACCCAAUUGCAUCAUUGACUUACUCUGUGACCGUCACAGCGCUAUCAGUUUUGAAGCCAAAGUCAUUAAGGAAUAUACACUGAAAAAGCACAUACAUCGUCUUUUCCAGGAAAGAAUUUUGCACGGCGACCAAUCAAAUUUUUCAGGUAUCCUCGACGCAUCGAUUUUUGAUGGGAAUCACAAAGCGAUCAAUCGAGCGUACGAGCAGCAUGUACUAAGCGUUGGUGAUUUUGACGAAAGAAUAUUUUUAGGAGCCGACGCGAGUGACAAUAUAGGUUCACCUACGAAAAUGCCUAAUGUUGGUGAUUUCCGGGAACAGUUUCAACUAAAGAGGGAAGAAUUCAGUGCUAUCCAACAUCUUGCACCUCCUACGCCUUUGACGGGUAGGAAGUAUUUGAAAUCCAAAGACAAUGGUAAUUCGUCGCCCGGUUUAUCUACGGCCACACAAAGUGUCAUACGUCUUCAGGGUUUGCUCGCUGGACGUCAAGCCUCAGCGAGUGAUACUCUUUUGGAAAUGUUCAACAAUUGCUCCCAAGAUGUAAAGGCUCUCAUCGAUAGAAAAAUAUCAACAAUGAGCAAAACAUUUUACUCGACUUACACGCAAAAUCCCGAAGACGGAGACUCGGCCAGCCUUGAUUUCGGCAAACAGCGCCUUAUACUUGGGCAAACUUUGUUUUAUAAGUUGCUCGAAAUCAUACUAAUCGAGGAAAAACGUAUGAAGCCCAAUUACGAUAUUACGAACUUGCUGUUGAAUGAAAUAUUCCUUCAAUGUCUUUUCGCUUGUUGUCUCGAGAUCGUAAUUUGGUCUUACAAAAACAACGAUCGUCUUUUUCCGUGGAUACUUCAGUCUCUCAACGUAGAGGCCUAUUACUUUUACAAAGUAAUCGAAAUAAUUGUUCGCGCCGAACAGUUGCCUCGUGACGUUGUGAAACACUUGAAUAACAUCGAGGAAAAAAUUCUUGAGUCUCUUGCAUGGAAAUCCGAUAGUCCCCUUUGGCAAGCUAUAGAACAGACACCGGGUGGUGUACCAAGCUGCGCAGAUGUUUCCUUACCUGGAACUAUCGAUCCCGAUGAUUCAAAUGUAUCAGGACAACCCGCAUUAAGAAGACUUGCGAUCGAUCGUGGCGCAAUUCAAGACGUUCAGCAAAGCCCCAUAUCGUCAGCUUCUGAGAGAUUUCAAUCGCCACCCGCGGCUUCCGGAUCGAUCAAAAAGAGUCUUUUCAAUGACAAUCGUAGCAGUGGUCAGAGCAUCCUCAAAGAGAAAUGUUCACCAAAAGUUAUGUCGGUAGACGGAUCAACGCGGAUUCUCGUGGCGUUUCCGGAUCAAUCAAAUACGAGUCGUAACUCCAGUAACGUGACACCCGCAUCGUCCCAUUCACCAGCAAAUUCUUCCCAAGCGGGUAAUCGUGAAGGAAUGAGGCCACGUAAAACGGGCUCACCGGCAUUGUUUUUCCGCAAAUUCUACAUGCUCGGAUUUGUCAGAAUGCAAAAUCUUUGCAAUUCUCUCGUUAUAACUGAGACCGAUUUGAAGAAAAAGAUAUGGACAAUAUUUGAAUAUUCGAUAAAAGAUCGAACAGAAUUGAUGAAAGAUCGUCAUCUCGAUCAAAUUCUCAUGUGUGCAAUAUACGUCAUAUGCAAAUUAGCUGAUAUCGAACGCAAUACCUUUACAGAGAUUAUGAGAUAUUACAGAUUUCAACCACAAGCAGAAUCUCACAUUUAUCGAUCGGUAUUUAUUGGCAAAACUCCGAAAAACAGUACAGAUCCACCUUCGCAAACGACCGAUUCAAAUGCAAACGGGAAUGGCGGUAAUAACAGUGCCACCGUCGCACCGCCAACGCCUUCAAACAUGGCCGGAACGGAACAGAAUUUUGGAGACGAAAGACGCGGUGAUCUCAUCAAAUUUUACAAUGAAGUUUAUGUACCGGUCGUCAAAGAAGUUGCCAACAGACUUGGACUCUCGCGUUGUGGAUCAGUAACCAGUCUCACAUUAAGUCCUUUACCGAGAAGUCAACCGACCAUCAAUUCCCCCGUUAGACGCGUCACGAGUAGCGUCAUGACACGAACGCUUGAUCCAAAGGCAAUUACAGCCUCGGUCGCACCUCAGCUCACUUAUUGCUUCAGCCGCAGCCCUGCCAAGGAUCUCGAAGCCAUCAAUCGAAUGAUGAUAUCCGUCGAUGCUCGUAAAGCUGUUGGCAAGAGACUGCUAUCCGACGAAAUGGACAUAGAUCCAUCCAACGACGGGGGACCCUCUCCUGUAAAGAAAACGCUUAACACACCAUUUCUUGCACGAAAACUUGAAAAUCUCAUCGGUGAACGUAGAACCCAAAAUCAUUAGAUUGAAUCGAGUAGAAUUAUACACGGUGUACACACACGCGCGCGCGCGCGUCAUGUAUGUAUGUACGUACACAUAUGCACAGUUAAUGACUUGCGAAAGUUCGCGUGAUCACAUCGCGAGAGAAAACUCCGAUUCCCGAAUACUUCAUUUUCUUAAAGUUCCAUCGAUCGAUUUUGUAGUUGGUUCAAAAAGAAACAGUAAAAAAAAAUAAACGACCUCAGGACAUCAAGAAGCACAUUAGGAUCGAAAGCAAAUUGUUUUAGAAAUUAAUAAUGAAUUUUAUACCAAUCCGGCUAAAAUGUGAACCAAUUUAUCGCUGAGAGAUCUUAUCGAAAAGAAUGUUGUUGUUAUUAUUAUUAAUAAUAUUAUUAUUAUUUCUCGCGCAAGACAGCUAUACCGCCGUUUUACAAAACUCGUGAUUAUUCGCCUAUCUACAAGUAGUUUUUAAGUAAUUUCUCUUUUCUCUGCCUGUCCCCCGAAAAUGAUAUUUUAUAACUUUUUGAUCUCAUAAGUAGUUGGUCUUAUUAUUAUUUUUUUUUCUAUUCAACUUCGUAAAAUUAAUCGUGCAUAAAAAGAAAGAAUUUAAUUAAAUUUACGCUUUACUAUGAAGCAUUUGAAUGAAAGCAAUGAUGGAAAUUACAACGCGCAAAUAUUCGUCUGCGGAAAUGUUGGAAAAAUUUUGAUAAACCAAGGGGCAGAACAACACUAAAGAACUUAUGUUUAGUUCUAUUAUUCACUUAGCACGCAGGUUUUGAAUGUAUCCAGAAUACAUUUAUAGGAAUGUUGAUAAUCGUGACAGGGCUCUGUAAAAUAUCAUCAGGAUAUCUCAAAUAUAAUUAUUCUGUACAUAAUAAUUAACCUCGAAUAAUAAAGUAGGAGUGAAAAAAAACGUUUAGUCGCUUUAUUUGAAUUUUUCAUAAUUAUUCCGCACAGUCCAUACAUCUGAUACAAUAGAUCUUCAAUGGUUGAUCAUUUUUGUUCGGUGUUCAAACAGCAAAGCAGAGCAAAUACGUACUCUUGAGGUUCAUCGACCAUAAAAAAAGACUAUUAUUGAGCAAUAGAUCCCGGAAACGACAGAUCGAUAAAUUCAGUAAUAGUAUGCAAUUGAACCGUUUUUCCUCCAGGUCAUGAAGAAAAUAUCAGAGGAAGUAAUGAUCUAGAAAUUUAGAAAAUAUAAUUUUCUUCACAAAUAGAAAAACGAUAGAAAAGUUGUCUAUUAUUGAAAUUCAAGAGCAAAGAAUAAAAAAUCAUCUGACGAUUAAGGUUGUUUAGAAGCAAAUCACGUCUUAUAAAAAAAAAUUUCAAAUUUUUACAGUGCAUAGUCAAACAUUGGAACUAUGUCUCUAUAAAAUUUUUAAUCAAUUUGGAGCUUAUUUUUGAAGAAAAAAAUCACAAAGUUCUGUACUUCUGAGCGGCCGACUGCAGUCUGUAAUGGACGGAGCCAUGCGCUAUCUCAGUAAUCUUGAGAUAAAACUGAUCGUGCCAUUAACCCAUUAACGUCCAAGCGUCCCAAUUUUUAAAUAAACUUUCAACGCGAUUAUAUUUUAUGUUAUGGGCGUUGAAAAAAUGUUGUUUUCAGAUAUAUCGACGUAGAAUUUUAUGCUCUUUCAGAAUACUGGCUCAAAAUUCUAAUUAGACAUAAAGAAAAAAAAAUAUGGCCGAUUCAAUCGUGAAAAACGUGAACAUUUUUGAAAAAAACUUUUUGUAUUUUUUUUUUGCAAAGAUAAAGCAAACACAAAUUUAACUGAAGUAGAAACAGUGACCGGGCUGUCGGCACCCUUUUCCAUCAUCCUACUGACCACAGCUUUUUCGUAGUGUCUUUUUUAGUAAUUUGAAAUCGAACCAGGAGGGAAUUUGAGAAAAAAAUUUCAACCCCAAAUAAGGACCACCCUAAAAGCAUAUCGGCUUAUGCAACUUAUCUUUAUAUGCUAUUAAACGUAUCAUUAGGGUUUUUAAAAGCUUAAAUAGCCUGUCCUUCCUCAAAUGAAAUGACUAGUUGGAAAAAUAUUAAACCAUAUGUAUAUGUAUUGGUACCAGAGAGGCUCGUCCUAAAGAUAGACACAUUGCUCAAGUUUUUGUACAAUAACCAAAAAAUCUGAAAAAAAAAUUUAAUAAAAUCGACUUGAGGGGGCUAACACAGAA